Molecule: messenger RNA, 2653 nt
Organism: Glycine soja
Lineage: Eukaryota; Viridiplantae; Streptophyta; Magnoliopsida; Fabales; Fabaceae
Product: geranylgeranyl transferase type-2 subunit alpha 1-like
Exons: 8
Coding region: 1014-2153 (379 amino acids)
Source: RefSeq, a predicted model, not a curated record
CUGCGAGUGUGAUCUCUGUGCCGAGAUAGAACAACACCUAGAAAAUAUCUUGUCUCUGGGAUUCAGAUAGUAAAUUUGGAAGGAAAAAAAAUAUUCUACUAAUAAAUUAAAAAAUAGCAAAACUGAUUUGGUUAAAACGAUGCCGUUUUCCAAAGGCACAAAGGUCUCUCCCACUCUCAAUCGCAAGACUCAUACUCUCAAAGCGCCGCGCCGCGCCGCGCCGUCGAACUCAAAUCACCCUCUGUCAACCGGCGGCGCCGUCGCAGGAAUCGAUGAAGUUGCCUGAAGAAGCAGCGUCGCAAUCAGUUCCUCGCUCGCUAGAGUUUUGGAUUCGUGUGUUUGAGGAGGUUAUUUAUGGCCACUUGUAUGGCAGCGAUUCAACGAAUUAUUCUUGACUCGUGAACUUGGCAGAGGUAGUGUGAAUUUACGUUCGAAAAAUGCACGGUCAGCCUCGCAAAGCAUUGAAGCAAGAAGACGAAGCUGCUUUAUCAGCCAAAGCAGAAAAACUCCGUUCACUCCAAGCUCAGUUCCUCGCCAAUCACCACAACAACAUAUACAGCAAGGAAACGCUAGAUGUGAGCGCUACACAGCUUGGAAUUACCGAAAGCUCGCCGUUCAACAUCUUCUCUCUAAUAAUUCCGAUUCCGAUUCCCACUCUAUCUUCCAAGAUGAGCUCAAACUUGUGCGUUCUCAUUCUCAUCGUUAUUAUAAUUUUCAAUUGGUUAGUUAUUUUUCAAGGUGGAGAUUGCGCUGAGGAAAAAUUUCAAGUCUUACGGCGCGUGGCAUCAUAGAAAAUGGGUACUUAGCAAGGGGCAUUCGUCCAUGGACAACGAAAUGCGCCUUCUGAAUGGUUUUCAGAAGGCAGAUCCUCGGAAUUUUCACGCCUGGAAUUGCCGAUGGUUAAAUACUGCUUCCUUUUGAUGUUUGUUGUUGAACUGAUAAAACAAUCGGAUGAGGAUUGAGUUGAAAUACACAGAGGAAGUGAUAGGGGCUAAUUUCAGUAAUUACUCUGCAUGGCACAACCGCAGGGUCAGACUCUUUUUUCUGCACUUACUGAUCAAACAGUGAGAACUGAUCCUCCUCUACUUGUUUCAUCUUGGCCUUAUCAUGGAUCUAAGAUAACUCUAAUUGGGGACAAUGGCCUUCAUGGUUUUGGUUUGUCUCUGCUGAGUGGUACACUAUCAGACACCAGAACACUUCCAAUCAUUCUUUAUUUCAAUCAGGCUGUGAAAGGAAUAAGCUCAUCCACAGUGACUAUUAAAUCUGAACUUCUAAAGGAGGAACUUGUAUGGAAACCACUUUCAAUGAACAAUUCAAAUACUGCUCAGGUUUGGGUAGUAUAUCUAAACCUUGCAAAUCUGGAACUUCAACUGUUGAAAACUUACUCUGUGGAGAUCAACAUUGGACAUUCUAAGGGCAUAGUAUCUUCAAACGGAAAUCACUAUGGUGAUCCUUCCCAAAUUUCCUUUAAAGUGUUUGUACAGACUUCAUAUACUGAACUGACUGAAGGACAGGGUGGAAAAAGGACUACAUGGAUGGAUACAAAUUUGCAAAAAAUUGAUCAUUUUCAGGAAUCAGAUUCCAUUGUUACUGCAGAUCAAAAUCACCAUAUUCCAACUUCCAACUGGUGCACUGAGGAAAUUGUUCAAGAAAUUACUAAAUUUCAGGACUUAUUGUCAGAGUAUGACUGUAAAAUUGGAAGGCUUACACUUGCAAGACUUCUGACUGCUCUUGAUAUGUUAUCAUCUCAACAUGAUGGAAGAAAAUCUAAUACUGAAGAAGUUCUCCAACUUUAUACCGAUAUGAUGAAGUUGGAUCCGACACAUUCUAUAUACUAUAAGGAUGAGUGUAGUUUGAUAUCACUAAAGCGGAUAACUUCAACUAGGGACUCUUUAAUACCAUACUGCCACUACUAUAAAGAUGCAACAGAAACAGUUUCUGGUAAUGUCUGUCUACGAUUACAAAAUCUAUCAUUGUCACGGAUAGGAUCCAUUCAGAAUUUAUUGUGGGUGCAAAUGCUAGACCUUAGCCACAAUGAACUUCGACCCAUUGAAGUGUCAAGGCAAAUAUUUUGGGGGUGUGGCCUCAAACGAGAAGGUGUUCCCUCUUUCUACGAAGUUCACUACUCUCUGGUAAUGGUGGUGUGGCCUUAAACGAGUGGAAAGAUGUUCCUGAUAUUUGUAAAUCUUUUGCUGAGAAGUAUGGUGAUAAAAUAGCAUUAGUAGAUCCGUAUCAUGAUCCUCCUUCAACUAUGACAUAUAAACAGGUGUCUUUUUUUUUUAUACCUCUUUUUUGUCAUGACUUGUGAGCAGACCAAUAAAAGCCCUAGUUAGAAGAGUUGGUCGAAUGAGGGAUAGCUCAAUAAUUAAUGUAGAGGAAAACUCUUAAGUGCCUUUGAAGACUAUUAAAAGGAUUCGUUUUUUACAUAUCUAAAUGGCCUUUGAAGAAUCAAUUUUUUACAGAGCACACUGAUGUGGUUUGAUCCAUGUAACCAACCCACCUACAGGGAAAUGCUUUGAUUGUUGUUAGUGUUGUAUAUGUCUAGUUUUAUUAAUCUUUGUCUCCACUUACUGAAGUUGUAAUGUUCUGGUCAUAUGUUCUACUAUGUGACUUAAUCUAAAGAUCUAUUGAUGGAAUGCAAAUCAAUUUCAAA